AUGUUGCAUAGAUGGGCUCAACACCGAUAUCAAGACAAACAGACCUGGCGCAAUCGCUUGGACAGCCUACAUGCAAACUGGGCACCUCUCCUUGCUGAACUUACGGACACCUACCUUCAGUGGAAGGCAUUAUCUUCUAGUCACCAAGAUGUUAUCUCUGUUGAUGUUGAUUAUUCCUUCACCAUUCCGACAAUCGACAUUUUCACACUCAAUCACGAAGCUACUAUUCCUCACAGUGCAGAUAGUAUAUCUGUCGUGGAUUCUCUCUUACGCGCUGGCUACCUGUCCCCCACACCCAUCACACCAACGAUCGUGAUCUCAUUACGCACCCUCGAACACUAUCGCCUCCUUCACAACCGAAAGUUUUCACUCAGUAUUGAAGCAUUUGCUAAGGUACUGUGCGACUCCUACAGUUUGCCCUUCUGCCGAAGGUACCGCAUCCUUCUUUCAGAUGCCUUCGAUGUGUAUCUAUCUCUCCUCAGGAAUGUUGAGAAGUGUGUGUUAGCAGCCCUAGGAUGUGACACACCCAACUGGCAGGUCUUAAAUGCCUGUCCCCCCUGCACUUAUGAAGUAGUUGAUGAACCGCCUCUUCAUUUCGGCCGAUUCUAUGUACUUGAUGGGGGAAAUUCUGCGAAGCGCAUGGCAUCAGUAGGAUCUCGUGACAUUGCUGAUACACGGCAUUUUGUCGAGUCCGACUAUCUCCUUCCACGGGAUUUCAUUGAUACAUUCACACGCGAUGUACAUCGCCAAGAUGCUGUCACAACUGCAGAGGCUGACAUCAAUGACAUGACUGACAACCCACCCGAACCAGAGAAUCCAAUUGCUGCCAACUGCACCAAGAACUGGAAAGCAACAGUGGGUGACGAGAAAAAACAUAUGUGGGGCAUCUUUGAGGAGGCUGGGAUCUUUGUCGCCAUAUGUCGUCAUGGCUUUUUGUUGUGGUAUGCGGACAUGGUAUGA
Molecule: messenger RNA, 960 nt
Organism: Suillus plorans
Lineage: Eukaryota; Fungi; Basidiomycota; Agaricomycetes; Boletales; Suillaceae
Exons: 2
Coding region: 1-960 (319 amino acids)
Source: RefSeq, a predicted model, not a curated record